Messenger RNA from Panonychus citri (citrus red mite), 1779 nucleotides. RefSeq names its product proline-, glutamic acid- and leucine-rich protein 1-like. NCBI's taxonomy places the organism in Eukaryota, Metazoa, Arthropoda, Arachnida, Trombidiformes, Tetranychidae. The transcript is spliced from 7 exons. The coding region runs from base 93 to 1103 and encodes 336 amino acids. The record is from RefSeq and is a predicted model, not a curated record.
UACAAGAAGCUAUAGCUCAAACAGCUCCCAAUCUAAUUGGCUGAUAUUGAGUCAGCGCAAACCCUUUAUUUACAUUUUUAAUCUCAAUUAAAAUGGUCUCUCCCAUAACCACCGCCGAGAAUACGCCAUCACCGGCAGCUGCCACUCGCCAGAUCCGAGCCCAACUCAAGUCAAUCCAGCCGCCUCUCUUCGAGCCUGACAAGCCGAAGAGGAAGAAGAAAAAAAGGCCAGCGCCUCCACCGCCGACUCAACCAGCGCCACCACCACCGACUCAACCACCAGCACCUCUCUCUCAACCUCCUCUCUCUCAACCUCCUCUCUCUCAACCUCCUCUCUCUCAACCUCGCAUCAUUCUCUCUGACAACCUGACGACAGAGAUCGAAAAGAGUGUCAGUACUGAGGAACAAUCAGUUGUUGAUCAUGCUAUUGAUCAAAAUGAUCCUUAUGAUGAGGAAACUGAUGCUGAGGAACAACCAGUUGUCGAUCAUGAUGUCCAUCAAAAUGAUCAAGAUGAUGACAAUGAUGUUGAACAACAACUUUCUGAUCAUGAAGGUGAUUUACCUGAUCCUCCUCAGCUUAUCGAACUGAGUGAUCAGAGGCUUCGUUCAGCAAAAGCUGGCGAAGCCGAUUAUCCUGUUGAUAGUUGGCUGAGGCGAGGGUAUGCCUACCAUCCCGGGCUAAAGCGCCGAGUCAUCGGUAAUUUGGUCCAACAGCGUCUAAUUUACUUAGACAAUGAGUUGGACUUACCUGAUAUGGAGCCUGAAGAGCUUGGUCCAAUCAAUGCCCCAGGUAGUGGUGAACACUACAGUUGGGCUGAGUUGGCACCAAAAGAGAUGGAGUCAGCGCGGGAAGAGGAAAAGAGGAGGAUAAGGAAGGAGAAGCGGACCGGGAAAUGGGGCGCUAAUCCCGAAACCCGGUGUCGUUUCUGUGCCAAAAUUUUCGCUCGUAAGGAUGUCGCCGACACCCACGAGAAAAAUGCUUGUAAAGCACCUGGUGCUCACAAGCAUGUUUGUGACCCAGGUGUUUGUCCAGAUCCAUGUAUUGGAUCUAGAGAUUGGGUCAGAUCCGUUGGCAAAAAACGCGGGCGAAAAGCCCGUAAAUAAAUUUUGCUAAUUAUUGUAAAAAAUUUACUUUAUUUAUAUUUGAUAUAUUUGAAAUUUUCGAAAUAUUUAGUCAUUAAAUUGACUCGAAAAAAGCUCUCUCGCUAAAGAAUCGUGAACUAAGUCUUUUGUCUUUGUUACAAUUUUUCUCUUCUUGUUCCUGAAUCUUUUCUGUUGGUCGAUAUUUCUACCGCUACCUUGUGAUCCAGCAGAAGGGGAGAUAGUUUUACCAGCAGUUGAUCGUAUGGCUGAGAGGGUAGGCUGCAUUGGAACAAUAAACUUUUGUAAUGAAUCAAGUUCAGCGAUUGAAACACAAGAAUUUACAAGCGAACAAAUCUCAGCGAUCAUUUUUUGCUUUCGCUCUUCCAGAGUACGCUUAACAUCAUUUGUGCUAGUUGGUAGAAGAUGAACAUGGGCCUCUGCUUUCUCGAUGUCUUGACUUGGCAUUUCCAAUUCAAGAUCAUCCUCAAGCGAUAUUUGAUUGGAUUCAUUCAUAGCAUCGGUCUCAUUCCGUUUCAUACCAAUGAAGUGAAUGUGCUUACACAUAUUCCCUUUAAUCAUAAAGUCGAAGCAUUCGCAUGAAACCUCACUUAUACAGAGAUCACAAGCUUGACAGUGUAUCAAACAUGAGCAAUCACUUUUCUUCUUAAUGGUGACGGUGUACAUAUUGAGCAGCUCA